Molecule: messenger RNA, 724 nt
Organism: Stegodyphus dumicola
Lineage: Eukaryota; Metazoa; Arthropoda; Arachnida; Araneae; Eresidae
Biological process (GO): extrinsic apoptotic signaling pathway
Molecular function (GO): CD27 receptor binding
Source: RefSeq, a predicted model, not a curated record
AUAUAUUGUUUUUUUGUGGUUUUAGAGUUCUGGCGGGAAUGUUGUCAGCUUAUUAUGCUGCAUUGUCUGUCCGAAAUGAGUCUUUGAAACGUAACUAUGCAUUAUUAUGAGAUUAUUAUAAUUAUAUCGUAGUGAGCAUUAUAAUUAUAUAUCGCAUUAUAUUUCAGUGUGUUGUCACAUUAAAAGGCUAUUUCCGCAUUUUUAUAUUUAAAUUUUAGGUAUAGUUGCAGGAAAAGGAUAUGUAAUUUUUCCAAAACAGCCAUCAUGACAAAACGUAAGAAUACUUUUGAAGAGAUUCCAUUUCUUACCAAAAUGCACAUUGGUGUAAAAGAAGUAAAUCUAGGAGUAAAUGCUAAGGAAAAUAUGAAACAUGUAUAUGAUAAAACACAGAAGCUUCUGUUCUUAGGAGCAUCCAGAUUACAUUAUAAUGGAAUUAUUAAUCAGCGUUUAUCAGAAAAUAAUACUUGUUCCUCACAGAAUCUUACAGCCUCUGGUUUGAAAAAAGAAGGUAUUUCAUGUCAUAAGUAUUGCUUAUCAAAUAUAAAGGCCUCAUGCUAUUUUUGUGAACAGUCAAUCUGUUCUGCAUGCUCAAGAGUUUGUCAAGUUUGCAAGCACGAAUUUUGUCAGUUAUGCUCUCUUUUAAAGUAUGAUACUCAAGAUGAAACAGCAAUGUGUUUAUCAUGUUUGUAAAUUGAUAUAAUUUGUAAAACUUUAUACAGCUCUU